This is a messenger RNA of Scleropages formosus (Asian bonytongue), 2548 nucleotides long. It is a transcript of the gene mrps9, whose product is annotated as mitochondrial ribosomal protein S9. The coding region runs from base 7 to 1182 and encodes 391 amino acids. Lineage: Eukaryota; Metazoa; Chordata; Actinopteri; Osteoglossiformes; Osteoglossidae. Gene Ontology annotation, molecular function: structural constituent of ribosome; RNA binding. Gene Ontology annotation, biological process: translation. The transcript is spliced from 11 exons. Gene Ontology annotation, cellular component: ribosome; mitochondrial small ribosomal subunit. The record is from RefSeq and is a predicted model, not a curated record.
GGCAAGAUGGCGGCCUACAGUGAGAAAGUCGCGAGGUCCUUCCUAAGGUCUGGCGCGGUUUUUGCUUUAGUUAAUUCCACAUUUUCGUCGCGGAAUGUCUUUCAGUUGAAGCGCACUGUUCCCCUCCUUGUGCGACACAUUCAGACAAGCUCAGUUGUGAGGAAGAGGAGUCUGGCUGCCACAAGCCAGGAGAAGUUCACGGAGGAGUACAUAAGAAAACAGAUCGAGGAGUUCAACAUCGGCAAGCGUCAUCUGGCAAACAUGAUGGGUGAAGACCCGGAGACCUUCUCUCAGGAGGACAUUGAUAGGAGCAUCGCCUACCUCUUCCCCUCAGGACUCUUUGAGAAAAAAGCAAGGCCGGUCAUGAAGCAUCCUGAUGAAAUCUUUCCCAAGCAGAAAGCGGUUCAGUGGGGGGAAGAUGGCCGUCCCUUUCACUUCCUGUUCUACACAGGAAAGCAGUCCUAUUAUAUGCUGAUGCAUAACAUUUACGGGAAGGUCUUGAAGCUGGAGAAGUACGAGGACCGCAUGAGGAACAAGGGCCUGUUCUCCCAAGACACCAAAACAAUCUCCGUGAUUGGCAGCAGAUGGUUGCUCAAGGAGGAGCUGGAGGAGAUGCUGGUGGAAGUGAUGUCUGAUCACGAUUACUCCCACUUCCUGCAGCUGAUGGAAAGACUGCUGGCCCUGCCCUACAGCCAUGUGGAGGAAGAGUUCAUCCAGAGCUUCCGCAAACAGUUGGAGGUCCAGUCUAGCAAGCAGGUGGUCCCUCCCCUGCAGUUUGAUGAGAAGGGCAUUGCCUUUAGCACCGGAGAAGGGAGAAGGAAGAUGGCCACAGCGUCCGUGGUGGUGCGAGACGUCGGCUCUGGGAAGGUCACCGUUAAUGGGAUCGACUACCUACAGUACUUUGUUAUUCUGCAAGACAGGGAGCAAUUGAUGUUCCCCUUGCAGUUCCUAGAUCAGUUGGGUAAGCAUGACCUGGAGUGCCAUGUGACAGGAGGCGGCCGCUCCGCCCAGGCAGGAGCACUGCGACUCGCCAUUUCCCGAGCUCUGCUGAGCUGUGUGUCCGAGAGUGAGAGGGAGGCCAUGAGACAGGCUGGCCUACUGACCCCUGACCCUCGAGUCAAAGAGCGCAAGAAACCAGGCCUGGCUAAAGCUCGUAAGAGGUACACUUGGAAGAAGCGAUAAGAGUGUACGUGUUGGCAUCCCUCAACCAUGGGUACCUGGGGGUUAUGACCCAAAAUGUGAAGAUUUCUGCAAACUACAGCCUGGCUGCAGUUUACAGCCUCCUCCAUGGUAAAUACAGGAUGUGCGCAUUACCAUGGAAAUUGUGGAAGAGGCACAGUUUGGGACCUGAGUGCAAACUGGACAAUGGACUUGGAUUCUUUUCAGUACACUGUGAGAAAUGGGUCCUCUUUUUUCGGACAAAUCGUAAAACUUAAUAAAUCUUACAUAACGGGGCCCAACUUGUGACUUUCUGCUGUUGUGUUUUUUCAUGGGUCAUUUACUUUGUUGGUAUGAAAGGUGAGCCAUGGCUGUGAAGUUAAAGUGACAUUAUUCCCAAAAGAGAGCAUCUGUCACUGUGAACGUGACACUUGUGACACUCCAUAUGUGUGGGAACUAAGAGUAACUUAUUUUUCACUCAAUUAAGGUAAGAGAAGGUGUGUGUUAAAACAAAUCCACAGUGCCCCACAUCCUUUACCUGACUCCACUGUCAAAGUGUUCAUGACUUGUCACCAACUUGUAUUGACUAUGCAUGUCUUUCUGUAUUCGCCCCAGAUAUGGUAUGGUAAUGCAGGGUUAUGUUUUACAUGUCUGCAGUGGUGUGUAGGCUGUGUAGUAAUGUCUUACAAAGUUUGCUCAGACUUUCGGUGUGUUUACUUUGAGCAAACAUGCAUGACAUUGAUAGGCAUUCCUAUAGUGUCACAUGUUGCAAUCCACAAUCCAGUAGAUGGACUUGAUUACAUCGUUUUUUUUCUCUCAUAGUCCUGUUUUAUAUCCUUCUGUUUUGAAACUUCCUGUCACCUCAUAAAUAGCCACAGUAUGGUAUCAGAUUGCCUUUAAAUUACCAUCAUCUUUUUUUUCCGGUUGACUCUGACUCCCUAAGCGAGUUGAUCGUAGAUCUGUUUCAUCUAGUGUAAGACAACAGAUUUUAAGAUACAAGACAAUUUUUUUUUUUUUUACCAGGUUCACAUGCAGGGACCACUGACUUUUGUUUUUUUUUUCCCCCUCUCAUUGGUCAUUGAGAUGCAUCUUACUAUCAGUUUUCCACAUUAAAUGUUUUGUGGCUUAUGGAGGGGUACAGUGACAAUGGAUCUAUGUGUAAUUUGUCAUGAACAGCAUGUUCAAGAAAGUCUUCGGCAUAGGCAGUUUUACUGCUCCUUCAGACACACUGAGUGUGUUAUGUUUUAUGGAAAUCUAUAGUCGGGUAAAAUAAUUAGCCAUUCAGUAAAGAACAUGUUGGAAUGAAUAACCCUAUGAUGGAUCACUUUCAGACCAAAAGCUUGUAAUGAUGUCUUUAAUUCGUGUCUAGGUAAUAAAAGGAAAUGAGCGU